This is a messenger RNA of Aspergillus terreus NIH2624, 2265 nucleotides long. RefSeq names its product dihydroxyacetone synthase. Bases 1 to 2265 code for a protein of 754 amino acids. Lineage: Eukaryota; Fungi; Ascomycota; Eurotiomycetes; Eurotiales; Aspergillaceae. The transcript is spliced from 4 exons. Gene Ontology annotation, cellular component: cytosol. The record is from RefSeq and is a predicted model, not a curated record. Gene Ontology annotation, molecular function: transketolase activity. Gene Ontology annotation, biological process: pentose-phosphate shunt.
AUGGCACCCUCACUGGAACCGUUGGAACUCCUCGAGAAACCCGCCGCAACCCUGCCGGUCAAGGCAAUCGGCAACGGGGCUUCGCUCAAAUACGAAAGCCCAGAGAAGCAUCAGCGAGUGAUGAACGUCUUUCGAGCCUUUAUCGCUGAUCUCGCACAGCAAUAUGGCGAAGGCCAUGCUGGAUCUCCCAUGGGUAUGGCUGCCAUCGGCAUUGCCCUGUACAAGUAUGUCAUGAAAUACUCUCCUACAAACUGCAACUACUUCAACCGGGACCGCUUCGUUCUCUCGAAUGGCCACGCCUGCUUGUGGCAGUACCUCUUCAUGCACCUUGUCGGCGUCAAAAGCAUGACUCUCGACCAGCUCAAGUCCUACCACUCAUCGAGGCUCGACUCCGUUUGCCCGGGGCACCCCGAAAUUGAACACGAAGGCGUGGAGGUCACCACUGGUCCCCUCGGCCAGGGCCUCGCCAAUGCGGUUGGUCUUGCCGUGGCCACGAAAAACCUAGCCGCAACAUACAACAAGCCCGGCCAUGAGGUGGUGAACAACAUGACAUGGUGCAUGGUCGGCGAUGCAUGCCUUCAGGAGGGAGUCGGGCUUGAGGCGCUCUCCCUCGCCGGCCACUGGAAGCUCAACAAUCUCUGCGUUAUCUUCGACAACAACUGCGUUACGUGUGACGGCACUGCAGACGUUGCCAACACCGAGGAUAUCAACACCAAGAUGCGGGCUACCGGGUUCAACGUGGUAGACGUGCACAACGGAGACUCGGACGUUGCCGCCAUCGCCAACGCCCUUAUCGCCGCUCGAUCGAGCGACAAGCCCACCUUCCUCAACAUCCGCACCACGAUUGGCUUUGGAGCUGCAAAGGCCGGCACCGCCGACGUGCACGGCGCUGCUCUUGGAGUCGACGAAGUGGCCAGGAUCAAGCGGUCGUACGGUCUCAACCCAGACGAGCACUUUCACAUCCCCCAGGACGUCUACGACUUUUUCCAUGACAUUCCCAGCCGGGGUGAGGCCCUCGAGGUGGGCUGGCAAGCGGCCCUGGUAAAGUAUCACGAGGAAUACCCCGACCUGGCGGCUGAAUUCGCCCUCCGCGUCGCGGGCAAGAUGACUUCAGACUGGACGAAAUGCAUUCCUCGCAAGGAAGAGCAGCCGACUGCGUCGACGGCGACGCGCAAGUCCGCCGGCGUCAUCACCAACGCCCUUGGCGAGCGCAUCAACUCAUUCCUCGUCGGCACUGCAGACCUCACACCCUCGUGCAACAUCGCCUACAAGAACAAGGUCGACUUCCAAUCCGUGAGUGCACAUCCAAACUCCCAUACCCCAACCCAAGCCCCUAACACCAACCAGCCCUCCCUCCAAACCGCCUGCGGCCUCAACGGCACCUACAGCGGCCGCUACAUCCACUACGGCAUCCGCGAGCACGCCAUGUGCGCCAUCUCCAACGGGCUCGCCGCCUUCAACAAAGGCACCUUCAUCCCGCUGACAAGCACCUACUUCGUCUUCCACCUGUACGCCGCGGCCGCGGUGCGCAUGGCCGCGCUGCAGGGCCUACAGCAGAUCCACAUCGCCACGCACGACAGCAUCGGCGUCGGCGAGAACGGCCCCACGCACCAGCCCGUCGCCGUCGCCGCGCUCUACCGCGCCAUGCCCAACCUCCUCUACAUCCGCCCCUGCGACGCCGAAGAAGUCGCCGCCGCCUACACCGCCGCCCUGCGCGCCUCGCACACGCCCACGGUCAUCUCGCUCUCGCGCCAGAGCCUGCCGCAGUACCCGCAGCACUCGUCGCGCGAGGGCGCACUGAAAGGCGCGUACGUCUUUGCGGAGGCUGAGGGUGGCGAGUUUGACGUGACCCUGAUCGGGGUGGGGUCGGAGAUGGUCUUUGCGAUGCAGACGCGCGAGUUGCUAUGGGCGGAGUAUGGGAUUCGAGCGCGCGUGGUUUCGUUCCCGUGCACGAGGCUCUUUGAGCUGCAGUCGCGCGAGUAUAAGCUGUCGGUGCUGAGGCCCGGGGAUGGAAAGCCCACCGUUGUGAUUGAGGCGUACCCGGCUAACGGGUGGGAGCGCUAUGCUGAUGCGUCGGUGUCGAUGAAUAGCUUUGGAAAGAGUCUGCCCUCCAAGGAGGUGUAUGAGCACUUUGGCUUUGCGCCGGAGAGCAUCGCGCCGAAGGUUAAGGAUUUGGUGGAGGAGGUCAGGCGCGAUGGGAUUGGGGUCUUGAGGGGGGAUUUUAGGGAUUUCAAUGGUGGUCUGCGGAUUGGAGUUGAGCAUUAG